UCGUAAUCUUGCAUUAAUUUUGUCAUGGCGGAAGAAAACAGGCAACAUCUUCUUUUAGUUAUUAAUGGACUUUUAGAAAGCUCAAGUGAUAGUGAAUAUGACAAUUCAAGUGAUAGUGAUGAUGAACGAAUGGAAGAGGCUAUUAAUUUACUCUAUGCCAAAACUGAACGUCCAAAAGUGAGCGACUACACAGAAAAAGUCAACGAGUACAGUGAUGAAGAGUUCAGAAGAAAUUUUCGAUUAUCGAAGUCCAUGUACGAAAAACUGGCAGAAAUGUACGAGACAUCAGAUUUUAAAAGCAAAAACAAGCAUGGCUUACCCUGCACAUCAACUGAGACGCAACUUCUGACAUUUCUAUGGUUUGCAGGAAAUAAGUGCGUAAUCAGAGAUGUUGCAUCGAGAUUUGAUAUCGCAGAAUCCACAUGUCACAAAACUUGCGAAAUAAUUAUGGAUUUUUUUUUUGAUAUUUCAUCACAAGUCAUCAAAUUUCCAAGGAGCGAAGAAGACAAAGCAGCGGUUGCCACUACAUUUGAGGAGAUUAUCGGAUUUCCUAACAUUAUUGGUGCAAUUGAUGGAAGCUACAUAUCCGUGCGAACUCCAGCUUUUAAAAUAAAGAGCACAUAUGUAAAUAGACAUGACCAAACGUCCAUUACACUCCAAGGAAUUUCUGAUGCUAAGAAAAAGUUUCUGGACGUGUUCACGGGAAUGCCCAGCAAGAUCCACGAUUCUCGGAUUUUUAACAUGUCAUUCAUCAAAGAAGAAUUACCAGAAAUUUGUGGAGAUGAGUGGCAUUUAAUAGGAGAUUUUGCAUAUCCUAUACGAAAAUGGUUCAUGACAACAUACAAAAAUUAUGGACGAUUAACGCGACAACAAAAGAAUUUUAAUUCAAAGCUGUCGCAGAGCCGAGUUAAAAUUGAAAAUGCAUUUGGUUUGCUCAAAGGUCGGUUUAGGCAACUUCAGAGAACAGAGUUCCUAUCAGUUAUAAAAAUAAGCAAAUUUAUAAUAGCUUGUUGUGUGCUGCAUAAUUUAUGUAUUAUGAACUCCGAUGAGUGGGAUGAAGAAUUUGACGAAAAUGAUGUGAAUAAUGCUGAUCAGGAUCAAGCACCACCCCACGACCCCGUCCACGAUAAUGCUGCAAAAAUUGCAGGGGAAAGGAAACGAAACGAGGAUUAG
Belonocnema kinseyi is the source of this 1173-nucleotide messenger RNA. RefSeq names its product putative nuclease HARBI1. Bases 25 to 1173 code for a protein of 382 amino acids. The transcript is spliced from 4 exons. Lineage: Eukaryota; Metazoa; Arthropoda; Insecta; Hymenoptera; Cynipidae. The record is from RefSeq and is a predicted model, not a curated record.